GGGGCGCAGGGCGGGCGGCGGGUGUCGGGCGCGCAGUGCUCCUCGCGCAGGACCGGAGUGGUGUUCACUCGGCGGCGCGCCACGGCGCGACAUGCCCAGCUGAUGUUUAUUUAUACCGCGAGCUCGGAGGAGGGUGCGUGCGGAGGGCCCUCCCCGCGGCAGCACGGCGCCGCGUGAUGCAGCCGAGCGAGCUCGACACCGCGCACGCCGCUAGCGGAAACCCCCCGCAGCGUGGCCUCAACGGUGGCCGCUUCGACUUUGACGAUGGUGGAACUUAUUGUGGUGGAUGGGAGGACGGCAAGGCCCACGGGCACGGUGUGUGUACUGGACCCAAGGGCCAAGGCGCCUACGCGGGCUCCUGGCACUUCGGCUUCGAAGUUUCCGGCGUCUACACCUGGCCCAGUGGGAGUUCAUACGAGGGUCAAUGGCAGAACGGCAAGCGGCACGGGCUGGGCGUGGAGACCCGCGACCGCUGGCUGUACCGCGGCGAGUGGACACAGGGCUUCAAGGGCCGCUACGGGGUCCGCCAGAGCACAACUAGCAAUGCCAAGUACGAAGGCACCUGGGCUAGCGGUCUCCAAGAUGGAUACGGCUCAGAAACCUACGCCGAUGGCGGAACAUACCAAGGACAAUGGAUGCGAGGCCUGCGGCAUGGGUACGGUGUUCGCACCUCGGCGCCCUUCGGCCUCGCCUCACACUACCGAGGCACCUCGGGCGCGAGGCACGGCCACCGAGGGUCCAUGUCGUCCCUCACAGAGGCGGCUGGGACCCCGGACCCUUCGGACCGAAGGGCCACGCGGAUGGACGACGCGAGGGGCGGCUUCGUCCUCAAGGCUAGUUCUGACGAGCCAACACGGCGGGGGUCUCUCGUCGAGAAAACUAAAAAGGGAUUGUUAUCGAAAUUGCGCAAGCAGCGCAGUGCAGGCGAGUUGGACAAGCGUGGCACCGGCUCCGUCCGUUCGGGCGGCUCCGGCGGCUCGGGCUCCUCCUGGGUGUCCUCGGUAGAGAGUGCACACUCAGCCGUGACGCACGCCUCGCUGCAGACGAACUCCAACGCUAGCUUUGUCGUAGAGGAUGAACAUUUAGACGCCAGUGUAACUGAAACCUACAUGGGUGAGUGGAAGAACGACAAGCGCACAGGAUUCGGUGUCAGCGAGCGUAGCGAUGGUCUUCGGUACGAAGGCGAAUGGUUCGCAAACAGAAAGUAUGGUUACGGCGUAACUACAUUUCGAGACGGCACACGAGAGGAGGGCAAAUACAAGAAUAAUGUGCUAAUCACAAGCCAGAAGCGCAAACAUAUGUUCCUUAUGCGCUCAGCGAAAUUCCGAGAACGGGUUGACUCGGCAGUGAACGCAGCACAGCGCGCUUCGAAAAUAGCAAUGCAAAAGGCCGAUAUUGCUAUAUCUAGAACUGCUACUGCUCGAGGCAAAGCUGAACAAGCUGACGAAGCAGCGGACCAAGCAAAAGACGACUGUGAUAAUGCACAAAUGACUGCGAAGCAAUUCGCACCUGACUUUAAGCAUCCCGGUUUUGACAGAAUAGGAUUAAGGGAACGAUAUAGACAAAAGAAUUUCGACGUACAAGUAAAUACACCCGUAUCACAAGAAUCUGACAAGAUCUUGGAUGGGAAGAGCAUUCCAAAUCAUAUCCCUCCGACACAUCCCCAACUUCCUCAGAAUAGAGUUCCAAACGCUGUACCUUCUCGGCGACCUUCGGCACAAUAUCCUAAUGCACCAUAUCCCAAACCCGUGCAAUCUAUAGACCCAAGGCUUGGUAAUAAUACUAAUUAUACUACGGAUAAUAGAACACUUGGACCUUCAUAUGAUUCAUAUAAUUAUGGACCCAAUCAAAGUCAAACUCAGGAUAGCUGGUCAACGCCGAAUACACAGCAAAUACCUGAUAAUCAAAAGCCAUACAUGCCGAAUGAGCAAAUAAAUACUUAUGGCACAACAGCACAAGGUGGUCUUCAACCUCAACCUUCUUCAUAUCGUCUUAAUAGACAAGAGGGUUUACAACAACCACCUAUGGAUCAAAGUAGUCAACAAUACGUUAAUCAAGGCCGCAGACUAUCUGCAGUGAACAGACAAAUACCUAACCAAAGACCAACUCAAGAAUGGAACUCUCAAAUUGGCCCAAGAAGACAAAGCAUACUAGCUCAACCCACAAGCGGAUCUCAAGAGACUACAUACGUAGACCCGGCUGCCGUUACAUAUGGGCGAAAUGAAUUUAGAAGUGGAACUGUGCAUUCCGAAGGACCUCUUGAUAGACAAGCUGUGGCUCCUGAUUCACAAGCUUAUAGGCAAACUAUUGAUAACCAUGGAUAUCGACAAACUCUCGACCAACAAGGAUAUAGACAAGGUCCAGAUCAACAGAUGUAUCGUCAAGCACCUGUGGACCAACAACAGUAUAGACAGACAGGCCAAACAGAACAAGAAAUAAAUGGAGUAAUGCGGGCUCCAGGUCAAAGACCGUCUAUUGAUUAUUUUGAUCAUUACAAAAGGCCACCUAGUCGAGACGGAAGUGUAGAUCGUUAUGGUCGGCGUUCUAGACAACCCUCAGUGGAGGCUACUGCGCCCAGUGGAGGCUCACGCGCUGGUUCAGUGGCGCCACCACCCGCUUCGGUGUCCCGGCCAGCUUCGCGAGCAGCCACACCAGCAGGAAACGGGCAUUUAACGUCAGGCCGAGGCUCUAUAUCCAGAGCCAGUUCCCGAGAAAACCAGCCGUUCGAAGAAUCACUGUUGCGUAAAAGAAAUCUUGGACAAGAAAUUUCUCCUUCGCCUUACCAACCAAAGAGAACGGAGAGUUUAUUCGUGGCACCAAAUAUAGCAGCGCCGCCUCCCGCACCUAUAGGAGGAGGUGGGGGACGAAAGAUGCUGAGCACUCCACAAACGCUUCAGCGGAAGAAAUCGUUACCGGACGUGGCGGGGAUGCCACGUGCGAACGACGCGAUGUCUCGUGAGGAGGUGUCGGCGCUGGGCUCGGCUCGCCGCGAAGAAGUACGCAGAAUGCAUGAGGAAACGGAGAAAUUAAGAGCAAACCCAUUGCUCUAUUUAGUCAGUCCGCAAGUAAAGGACUGGUUCUCCCGGCAACAGCUAGUGAUCCUGGUGCUUUUCAUCAACAUCUCGCUGGGCAUCAUGUUCUUCAAGCUGCUGACGUAGCGCCGGCGACCGGCGCGCGCGCCUCCACCCCUCGACACAAUGCAUUCAAAUAUUGUAAAUAUUUGUAUGAGACAUAGCCAAGUUUGAUGUGAAAAAUGUUAACGUUACGUUUUAAUAUAUGACCCUUUUUCAUAACGAGUUACCAUUUUAAUUUAAACAAAAUCGUAUUUAUUUGACGCUAAGGACGGUGAAGACUUCGGUUUGCUAGUGUACUUUACUUUGACGUUGUGUAAGUGUGCAAAGUAUGACAAGAUUUCAAGUGAAAAUUCAUUUUACUUCACCUGCCGAACUUUUUUAAUUUCGUGAUGCGAGAGUGAUAUUUUGUGAACACUGAGCCUCCGAGUGUGAGAAGCACGAGUUGUUUAGGAACCUAAAAAUUAAAGGUUUAUUAUGCCUUUGAAAUGAUUCUUUAUAUCUUUAAUUAUUCGCCAGUUCAAAGACUCGAGCCUAAUAUCAUUUACGAGACAGAAUAAACGCUGAUGUUCGACACCGGCUGACCACAGACUGUCAACCAGUCUCGACCAUCAUCUUGCUUUAACGAAAAGUAUGUUAUCAAUCCCAUUCUAUCUUUGUCUAUAUUUCUUUUCAAUUUUACCUCUUUAUGAUACUAGAAAAAGUUUGAAAAAACGUUUAAAAAACUAAAAAAGUUUAAAAGAGAUCCCAUUGAAUACAGUGAAAAAAGUACAGAGAAAAUAAAUAAAAAAUUCUUUAGUAGCAGCAAAUUCUUUCCAUUAGUUCAAAGCUGCGUAUUCUGGAGUGAUAUUAUAGCACAAAGUAUGAUAGGAUAUGAAUAGAUAUUUUAAAAAUGUACAUAGAUGAAUUUAAACAUCUUUACAAAAAUACUUAUAUACACAUAAACUGUAGAAUAGCCUACUUGAUUCGCUUGUUGUAGGCCUGACAUAGAAAAGCAUAUGCUUUAUUUUCUUAUACUGUAAAAAAUUUAAGU
Molecule: messenger RNA, 4104 nt
Organism: Amyelois transitella
Lineage: Eukaryota; Metazoa; Arthropoda; Insecta; Lepidoptera; Pyralidae
Product: junctophilin-1
Exons: 8
Coding region: 177-3158 (993 amino acids)
Cellular component (GO): plasma membrane; junctional membrane complex; endoplasmic reticulum membrane
Source: RefSeq, a predicted model, not a curated record